UGUUAUCACAAUGUUUUUAGUCGUCUAUGUGAAGAGCAAAUAUUCUCACAAGUGUUCACGAUGAAAUGUGUGUGUGUGUGUGUGUGUGUGUGUGUGUGUGUGUGUGUGUAUGUGUGAGUGUGUGUGUGGGUGGGUGUGUGUUAUUUCUUCACACUGUCAGAUCAGAAGUGUGUCAUAAUCGCACCAGUGGUGUUUACUGGUUCUUUCCUGUAACACAGGCAAACUUUGUAUUCUGGUCAGGAAGUGACUGUGUGUUUGUGUAUGUGUGUGUGUGAGAGAGAGAGAGAGAGAGAGAGAGAGAGAGAGAGAAAGAGAAAGAGACGAGAUGGCGGAGACACAGAGCUUCGUGGAGGUGGAUUUGUCCUUUCUCAAAUCUAAACGAGGUUUACUGAAAAUCACAGAACUGGUGGUACUGUUCGUGGCGUUUGUGUGUUUUGCGGUGGCUUCCCGGCCGCCCUACAUCUCAGCCACUUGUAUGGAGUUCAUCAUCACGCUCGCUCUGCUCAUCCUCUACCUCCUGAAACUCCACAAAUCUCUCAGCUUCUUCUUCUGGCCUCUGAUAGACGUCUUCAACUCCUUCUUUGCUGCAUUAUUCCUGUGUAUUAUCAGCCUGGUGGCCGUGUCCACAUACACUACCACGGGCACUUUAGUGGGAGGGAUCAUGGGUUUUGUGGCUGUGGUGUUGUGGUGUGUCGAUGGUUAUUACAUCCUCAGGAAAAUCACCUUUAACCAGAUGAUGAAUUCAGUACCUCAUUAACACUGUUACAGGAAAUCUGUACAUCAGUUUAACACACACACUUUACACAUACACAUGUCUAUAAACUAUACACUCUCUCUCUCUCUCUCUCUGUCUCUCUCUCUCUCUCUCUCUCUCUCUCUCUCUCUCUCUAUAUAUAUAUAUAUAUAUAUAUAUAUAUGUAUAUAACAAUUUAUAUGAAUAUAAUGUGUGUUAUGGAGUAUUAAAAACUUGUGGAAAAUGUCCUACACUGAAAAUAUCAUGUUUGAUCUGACUAUAAUAAAAAUAUUUUAUGUAAUGUAAAUAUAUUCCAUAUUAGUUUGAGCAUUGAGUGUUAUUUUAUACUUUACUGAGCUUUAUAUGAGACUUUUGUUAACACAUUUGUCCCUCGCUGCUGUACACACUGCCAAUAAAAGCAUUCAAACA
This is a messenger RNA of Ictalurus furcatus (blue catfish), 1162 nucleotides long. Its product is annotated as chemokine-like factor. The transcript is spliced from 4 exons. NCBI's taxonomy places the organism in Eukaryota, Metazoa, Chordata, Actinopteri, Siluriformes, Ictaluridae. Gene Ontology annotation, cellular component: membrane. Bases 326 to 757 code for a protein of 143 amino acids. The record is from RefSeq and is a predicted model, not a curated record.